Yamadazyma tenuis ATCC 10573 is the source of this 2346-nucleotide messenger RNA. RefSeq lists its product as uncharacterized. The record is from RefSeq and is a predicted model, not a curated record. Lineage: Eukaryota; Fungi; Ascomycota; Pichiomycetes; Serinales; Debaryomycetaceae.
AUGAUAUACUACCGUGCCAUCAAGAUCUUGUUCGUGAUGGUGUUGGCCACCAACAUCGUCUAUUUCACCAGGACGUACCACCUUCGCGAAACUGAGUUGAAACAGGCGGAGUUGAACCACAUCUCCACCAUCUCCUAUGACACCGACGACCAGGUCCAAUUUUCUCCCAACAAACCGUACGCCGAGCUUGAUCAGCUUGAGAAAGUGGCGUAUCUCUUGAAGUCCGUCGACCUGGAUAAGGAGCGGUUCUGGUUGGCCCAAACAGAAAUCACCGAACCCAACCUCCAAAUCAACCCCCAGGACUUUUUACCAGGCGCCAAUGACGAGUCGCCCAACUGGAGCAACAAGCCCACCCUCUUCUACGACCCGCGGUUCACGCUCUCGGUGUACAUCAAUGAGAUUAAGCAUCAGCUUCUCACCAAAAACCCCCAUAAUGAAAAAGCUAAAGAUAAUAUGAUCACGGUACCAUUUGCCUGGAGCGAUUGGGUGGAUCUCACGAUGCUUAACGAAGAAUUGGCCAAGCCAGUGGACGAGCGCGCCGACUGCGGGUGGCUCCAGGAAAAGGUCAAUAAGCCCACCAAGUACCCUGAUUUCUGUGUCAAUCUUCGUGACUUACCCGACGAAGAGCUUGCCGAGAUCGGUCUCCCAUCCAAGGAGUACCUCCCAGGCUUUGUUGUUAAGGGCUCACCCAUGAACAAGGCGCCCCAUAAACAGGUGAUGAUGCAGGGUAAGGCGCACCUCUUGACGCACCAGGAAAAUCCGCUUUCAAUUAUUUUUCUCACCAAGGAUGGCACCUAUGAAGCCCAAGUUGCUUAUAAGCAAAGGAUCGUACACCUGCUGAUGUUCUCCGAGUUUUUGUCCCGUAAGAAUAUCGACGUGACUGGUGACCUGAUGGUGGACGAGGUGAUUCUCAACCCCAUCACUGAGUUCCGCGACCUCAACCGCGAAGUUAAGUCCCGGCCUCUCAACUGGGACGAUGAUAUUUACAAAAUGAACCUGAUUACUCGUCAGAAAAGUGCCAAUGCUCUGAGAGAGUUGUACCUCGAUCCUAAAGCGUUUGAUUAUAAGGUUGAGCAGGUGGAAGAGCAAAUUAUCGAGUACGAGACGCGCCUUGACCACUUGAAGGAUGCAUUGACCAACGAGUUGCACUACGAUCUCGCGUACAUCCAGAAGAUCAAGUUGGACCGGCACGAGAUGAACCACUACAAGUCGUUGAAGCACGCGUACCUGGUGCCUCUCAAGGAUGAAACCACCUAUUACAAGCUUGCAACUCUCUUGAAGGUUGACGGAAACAAAGAUGCUGGUUGGCACUACGAAUGGCGGUUUUUCAACGGGGGUUUGCGGUACCUUAAGGACGGGUGGACCCAGACCCAGUUGGAGAUCCGUGAGCAGAUCAUCUUGGACCGGUUGUUGCGAAACUGGUUUCGGUUUGCCGAGGAAAAGGGGAUCAUCAGUUGGAUUGCCCACGGACCACUUCUUUCGUGGUACUGGGACGGGUUGAUGUUCCCAUACGACAUCGACAUUGAUAUUCAGAUGCCUUCGGCCGAAUUGAACCGGUUAUCCAAACACUAUAACAUGACGUUGGUGAUUGAAGACGUCAACGACGGUUUCGGCAAGUACCUCAUCGAUUGCGCAACGUUUUUGCAGCACCGGGACAUGGCACCCAAGGAUAAUCACAUCGACGCCCGGUUCAUCGAUGUUGAUACUGGUACCUAUAUCGACAUUACUGGCUUGGGUAAAAAUGAAGAAUCACCUCCCCAGGAAUUCAACAGCUACAUUCGUAACAAGAACGCCAAGGGUGACAGCGUCAACUUGUACUCCGACCGUAGAAAGCAUUGGCUUACGUUCGAGCUGAUUUCUCCAUUGCGGUACUCGAUGAUAGGAGGAGUACCCGUGUAUGUGCCCAAUGAUAUCAUGUCGAUGUUGAACCACGAAUAUCCCAAGGGAACCACGUCGUACCAGUUCGAAGACUACUUCUACGUGCCCAUCUUGCGUUUGUGGCUUAAGCGAGACCGGUUGCAGGUGCUUUUGGACGACAAGGGUUUAAAGGAUAUCAACCUUGACCAGAUGACCGAAUUUUUAAAGGGCUUGACGGUCGACGACAAGGUCAAGUUGUUGGAGACCCAUGACAGCGUUUUGAUUGAGUACUACUUGACACACAAGCAUACCCAGUUGCAUGAGAUUGAAAAGAAGUUUAUGUUGGACCCCACUCUCCAGUACUCGAUUUUGGAUCUCAAAGACAACUAUGACUACCACCAGCUUACCUCGAACUUCAAGAUGGGCCUGCCAUUGCGGAAGUCCUUGUAUGACUACGAGUACAUCGAGAGACUCAAGCACCAAGAAUAA